This is a messenger RNA of Gastrolobium bilobum, 745 nucleotides long. RefSeq names its product AP-1 complex subunit sigma-1. Gene Ontology annotation, molecular function: clathrin-cargo adaptor activity. Gene Ontology annotation, cellular component: intracellular membrane-bounded organelle; membrane coat; AP-1 adaptor complex. Gene Ontology annotation, biological process: intracellular protein transport; vesicle-mediated transport. The transcript has 7 exons. Bases 72 to 557 code for a protein of 161 amino acids. The record is from RefSeq and is a predicted model, not a curated record. Lineage: Eukaryota; Viridiplantae; Streptophyta; Magnoliopsida; Fabales; Fabaceae.
AUAUGUUUCUGGAAAUCAAAUAAAUAAAAUCAGGUUGGGAGGAGGAGAAGAAGAAGCGCGAAUCAAGCCAGAUGAUACACUUUGUGCUGCUCAUUAGUCGUCAAGGGAAGGUCAGACUGACAAAAUGGUAUUCGCCUUACUCUCAGAAGGAAAGAAAUCAGGUAAUCCGUGAGCUCAGUGGAGUGAUUCUUAGCCGUGCUCCCAAGCUCUGUAAUUUUGUAGAAUGGAGAGGAUAUAAAGUUGUUUAUAAAAGGUAUGCUAGUCUUUAUUUCUGCAUGUGUAUUGAUGAAGAAGACAAUGAAUUAGAAGUCCUUGAAACAAUUCAUCAUUAUGUGGAGAUUCUUGAUCGAUAUUUUGGCAGUGUUUGUGAACUGGACUUGAUAUUCAACUUCAAUAAGGCCUAUUAUAUUCUAGAUGAAGUUCUAAUUGCUGGUGAGCUUCAGGAGUCGAGCAAGAAAACUGUUGCCCGGUUGAUAGCUGCACAGGAUUCAUUGGUGCAGACUGCUAAGGAGGAAGCGAGUUCAAUAAGUAAUAUAAUCGCACAAGCCACUAAGUGAGGAGAUCCGAUGUUAGACAAUUGUUUGGCAUGAUUAAAGUGUGCACUUUUCCUGUUAAUAUAGUUUAUGUUUAUGUCCCAAUUUUACUGUUGUUAAGUUGAAUGUUCGAUUUUCGAUCUUCGUGAUUUUUUUUUGGGUACAAUAGAAAAAAAAAAAAAAAAAAAACUAAUUCCAAACAGUUACAGGGA